AUGUAUGUAGAAAUUGGUAAAAUUUAAUAAACUAUAAAUUUCAUUAUAAAACACUUUGCUACUAAUAUUCUGAAUGCUGUAGUUAAUAAUGAAUUAAUAAUACAGUAUUUUAUAUUUUAUUUAUGCAAACUGAGAGGAAGGAAGGAAAGCUAGCUGGUAGUUGCGAGAUGGAGGAUUUAAUUAGUAACGUUUAGUAUGAUAUUGUUAAAGUAUACCCUUUUGAAGUGGUAAAUCAGCAUUUUAGUAAUUUUGUUGAAAAUUCAAAGGAGUUUUAAGAGACAAGGGAAUAGCUGGUAAGAAUAGGUUCCAAUCUUCGAUUAAAAGUUGAUGAUUGGCCAUCAAUUGAGGAAGCAAAAAUGUUAUUCUAAUUAAAUAUGUAUAGAAUUUGAUCAACUUAAUUAAAGUUAGAAUGCUAAGAGAAGAAGUGUAAAAUGGAAUGAUUAAGAUAAAAGAUUAUUUUAUUGGGUGGUUAUCAGAUAUUGUUUAUUAAAAGAAAUCAAUUAACUUGUAAUUAAAAUUAUUCUUAAAACUAAGACACCUGUUGAAUGGAGAGAUAUAGCUAAAAUGACUAUAGGUCGGAAUGCUCAUUAAUGUAGAUUGAAAUGGGAAUAGAAAUAUAAAAUUUCACUUUCAGAGGCUCCAUGGACAGAAGAAGAGGAUUAAUUACUAUAAUAAGUGCAUGAGUACUAAUUAAGCAAUAUCUUAAAGAGAAUUUAGUAGAUUAGGAAAAGAAAAUAAAUGGUCUUAAAUAGCAAGAGAGAUAUACAAGAGAUCUCCUAAUAAAAUAUUUAGAUAACCAAAAUAAUGUAGAGAGAGAUGGAUUAAUAGAUUAGAUCCAAAUAUUUGCAAGUAAUGAGAUGAUUAAAUUUGAAGUGAACCUUGGUCAAAAUAAUAGGAAAUAGAUCUAUUAAAAACCAUUUUAAUUAGAGGAAAGAAAUGGUCUGAAUUAUCUGCUUUAUAUGGAAGAGUGAGAACAGAGAAUUCUCUUAAGAAUAAGUAUAAUUCUCUUUUAAAAAAAGAGAAAUUAAAAUAUGAAUUUGAAACGAUUAAUCCAUAAUUAUUUUCAAAAGUAUAAAAAUUAAGGAUGGAUUAUGCAAAUAAAUAUGGUAAAAUAACACCAAUUGAAGAGAUUGAUAAUUAUGAAUGGUAGUUUAUAGUAUUGGCAAUUUAAAGUUUAUAUAUUGAUUUAUGUGUUUCAGAAGGUAAAUAUUAAGAAGCAUAAAAAAUAAAAAAUGAUGAUUUUUUUGAUUUAUUUCAUAAUGAUUUAACAUCAAGCAAUAAGAAUGAUGUAUUAUACAAAAAAGUAUUAAAUAUAAAAAGAGUGGAUAAUCAAUUUUCUGUUGAUAAUGAUAGAUCUGGUGUAGUACUUUUUAAUAAAAAAACAAAAAAGUUAUUUAUAUCACCAUUUAAUACAUUAGAUUAUUAAGGAUUAAUAUUAAAACAUAUAUACAAAUAAAUAAAAACAGAAGAGAAUAAUAAUAAUAAUAGUAAAUGUUCAACUCUAACUUAAUCUGAUCAUAAUAUGUUUAUGAUGUAAAAAUCUAUAGAUGAUAUAAAUCGAUAAAGCACAAUGCAACCAUUAUUAUUAUUGGCUAAUUAACCAUCAUUUAUGAUGCCAUUAGGAUAAAGCAUGAUAAAUAGUUAUUGGUUACCACCUGUAUUACCUUGUAUGUCAUAAUCUAUUGGAGGAUAUUAGCAUUAAUAAAAGAAUAUUUAAGAAUAAGUGGCUUAAAAAAUUAAAGAAAUUAAUAAGCCAACAAGUUUUGAUGAUUUAUUUGGUAAUGAUAUCAAAGUUGUAGAUUCUGAUGGAGAAAAAUGA
This is a messenger RNA of Paramecium primaurelia, 1819 nucleotides long. The record is from the annotation of a GenBank genome assembly. Lineage: Eukaryota; Ciliophora; Oligohymenophorea; Peniculida; Parameciidae.